This is a messenger RNA of Bursaphelenchus okinawaensis, 435 nucleotides long. The record is from the annotation of a GenBank genome assembly. NCBI's taxonomy places the organism in Eukaryota, Metazoa, Nematoda, Chromadorea, Rhabditida, Aphelenchoididae.
AUGCAAUUUUUUUCUCCUUCAACCUGUGCCCGCUCAGACGACUUCGUCAACGCUGUAUUACAGAGAAUUAUUGUCCAAGCGUCUUCAUCGUUGCUUAGCGCAGUGGCUGUGGCGCCGCUCGCUAUUCGGAAGGACCUUGGUUCGACCCCGUGCACCGCCCAACCCAGGCGCCUUGAGGAAUGGGUAGUGCUGAGUGCACGGGGACUAGGCACAUCUAUACUUGGCCUACACGAAUAUAUGAUUGAACGCCAGAAGUCUUUUGGAGCCCUCACCCACGACUCAGUAACGCGAGGAACAGUGAAAUACCUGUGGAGAGGCCCAAUGGGAAAUGUUAGACUCAAGGAUAGCUCCGUUGGUCUUCAUUUGAACCUUGAACAUCUUUGCACAUCAGCACUGUACGUUACAACCUAUGGCUUCGAAAAUCAUCUAAUCUAA